CCGGUCAUCUGAGCAUCGGGCUCAGUGAGGAGAGAGAGCUGAGAGGAGACACACGCUGCCGACGCUGCUGAUCGGCUCCCGGUGGGUUCAAACCAGGAUGUUCUUCUUCUCCUCCGGUAAACGCUCCGUUUAAUCCCAUUAAAUCCGAGCUGGGGACGUUCACAAGGCUCGUGGAUCCAGAUGAGCGUUGGGUCCCUCAGAGUUGGGUGGUGUUUACGUUAUUAAAACGGCGUUAACGUGAGUCUUUGUUCGGCUGCGGUGACAUCUGUCCUUCACACCUGCAGCAUGGACCGUUCAGAGAGGGAGAGCAGGUCCGACGACGACACCGAGUAUGAGGACGAGGAGGUGGACCCCAGAAUCCAGGGGGAGCUGGAGAAACUCAACGAGUCCACUGACGACAUCAACAGAUGUGAGACGGAGCUGGAGGAUGCGAGGCAGAAGUUCCGCUCGGUUCUGGUCGAGGCCACGGUGAAACUGGACGAACUGGUGAAGAAGAUCGGGAAAGCUGUGGACGAGUCCAAGCCGUACUGGGAGGCUCGCAGGCUGGCCAGACAGGCUCAGCUGGAGGCCCAGAAGGCCACGCAGGACUUCCAGAGAGCCACUGAGGUCCUGCGGGCGGCCAAGGAGACCAUCUCCUUAGCCGAGCAGAGACUCCUGGAGGAGGACAACCGGCAGUUUGACUCCGCCUGGCAGGAGAUGCUGAACCACGCCACCCAGCGGGUGAUGGAGGCGGAGCACACCAAGACGAGAAGCGAGCUGGUGCACAAAGAGACGGCGGCCAAAUACACGGCAGCGAUCAGUCGCAUGAAGCAGCUGGAGAAGAAACUCAAACGCACCAUCAACAAGUCCAAGCCCUACUUUGAGAUGAAGGCGAGGUACUAUCUGCAGCUGGAGAACCUGAAGAAGAACGUGGACGAGCGGCAGGCCAAACUGUCUCAGGCCAAAGGCGAGUACAAGACGGCGCUCAGGAACCUGGAGAUGAUCUCCGAUGAGAUCCACGAGCGACGGAGAAGCUCCGCCAUGGGCCCGCGGGGGCGUGGCGUGGGUCAGAGGGCGACAGUGUUUCAGGAGACACGUCUCCAGCUUCAAGAUGAGUCAGACGGGAUAUCCAUGGCGUCAGUAUGUUUCGAUGACGAGGCGUGUGGCGGCAGCAGCUUCAUGUCUGAGGAGGACUCGGAGACUCGCUCCACCUGCAGCGUGGGGUCGUCUCCCAGCAGCCCUCAGGAGCUCCUCUCCAGCUGCCCCUUCGCUAGCUCGUCCACAUCCUCCUGCACAUCCUCCUCCCCCUCUCCCUCACCCACUCCCUCCUCCCCCGCCCUCCCCUCCCGGCCCUGCAGUCUUGACCUCCCCAGCACCGUGUCGCUGUCUGACUUCGGACUCAUCUCUCCGGUGCUCGGGCCUCGCAGCGAGUGCAGCGGAGCGUCGUCUCCUGAGUGCGACCUGGAGAGAGGUGGGUGAAAAACAAGACCGGCCUUCUCAUUUUUUGAUCUUUUCACAGCUGUGUUAUGCGUUAUAUUUCAUCUUGUUCAAUGUUUUUAAGGUUUUUAUGAGUUUAGAAAAUACUCAUUCACUGAAGAGAAGGUGUAGGGGACUACAGAUAUGGUAUAGGGGACUGUAAAGAUGGUGUAGGGGACUGUAAAGAUGGUGUAGGGGACUACAGAGAUGGUAUAGGGGACUGUAAAGAUGGUGUAGGGGACUACAGAGAUGGUAUAGGGGACUGUAAAGAUGGUAUAGGGGACUGUAAAGAUGGUGUAGGGGACUACAGAGAUG
Labrus bergylta (ballan wrasse) is the source of this 1770-nucleotide messenger RNA. Lineage: Eukaryota; Metazoa; Chordata; Actinopteri; Labriformes; Labridae. The record is from RefSeq and is a predicted model, not a curated record.